Canis lupus familiaris (dog) is the source of this 3108-nucleotide messenger RNA. Its product is annotated as collagen alpha-1(I) chain-like. Bases 1 to 3108 code for a protein of 1035 amino acids. The transcript has 14 exons. Lineage: Eukaryota; Metazoa; Chordata; Mammalia; Carnivora; Canidae. The record is from RefSeq and is a predicted model, not a curated record.
AUGCUGGCACACGCGUGCAAGGUUAGCACCGGCGCGCCCCUGGACGUCCAGCCCUGGAGCGGGAGCCGCGGGGCUCCUGUUCAAGUGCUCGGCCGACGGCAGGUCUGGGGGCCGGAGGCUGCGAUCCCGCCCGGCGCCCACGGGGGCCACGGCCUGCCUGCGGGGCCACCUUCUGCUGUUCGUGCCAUGAGUCACUCGCCACCAGAGCACUGUUCCUCCAGCUACGGGGCGGCGGCACGCAGGACGGCGGAGGCCCCAGCGCAAGUCCCCGGAGAGCCGGGGGGACGCCGCGGGCUCGUCCUCAGUGAGCCCGGGAGCCCCGCUCUCCCCGGCCCCAGGCUCUGCUCGGCCGGCCCCGCGAGGCCCAUCCGGACCUCGUCCUACAGCGCCCGGCCCCUGUGGCGUGGCCUGCUGCCUCCCGUGGUCCUCCCGGCCCCGCCGCCCGAGUCCCCCCUCCCCGCGCCCAGCAGGCGGUGCCCUGAGCUGACACCUGCCCCCAGCGGACGAAGCCCUCGGCCCGGGGUCUCCGAGAAGCCCCCAGAGGCCGCGGUGUUUGCCCGGAGGCGGAGCUCAGGACGGCACACAGGCGCCUUUGUUCUCCAGCCGGGCCCGAGGACCCCUCCUCCGGCUGGCGGCCCGGGCGUCGGGGGGACGCGGCGCAGGCCGAGGGCCCCUCCCCAAGUCGUUGCCCGCGAGCCGCCCAGUCCACCCGCCGGGGCCAGCACCUCGCCGCGGGGCCGUGCCCGUCUGACCCCUGCCGCCCAGCGGGUGGGGGGCCGCGACCUGUCCCGCCAGAGCCGCGCAGGACGGCUGGAGGCGCGGGCGUGGCCCCUGACUCAGAACCCCUCCCCCAAGCCCGGGUCACGUCCUCCCUCGGCCGCCCCCCGGACGCCCCUGCUGCAGGGCAGCCCCCUUCCGGCCGGCCCCUCGCACGCAGCUGCCGGGGAGCUCACGGAUUCAGGGGUCAAGCUCCGCGGCACCAUGUUCACCCAGGGGUGCAACUGGCCACACUAUGGCUCGCGGCUCUUCGAAAUGCGGGGUCCUCCGGGAUCCGCGCUCGAUGGCCUGGGUGGGGGCCGCGCUGUCACCGCGACUCGCGGGAAGGACGCCGCUUUCCUGCGCGUGAGUUGCCGGCGAGGCUCUGUUCGUCUCUUGGUUCUGGGAGACCGUGAGCCUUCCGGGCGGGCGGCAAGGCCUCCCAGCUCCUCGGGCUUGGGGACCCCGGUCAGGCGUCUGCAGGACGGUCCCCGGGACACCUGCCCUGGGCAGCCCCACGCACGCCGGCCGCCCCGGGAGAGGCUGAGGAAGGCCCCGCACGUGUCAGAACCCGAGGAGCCAUCAGCAGUCAGCACACGCGCGGGCGCGGGGCUGGGGCUCGGGAUCCCGCUCCAGGAGGACCCCGCGCACCCCUCCCCCGAGCCCGGAACCCCUGGCCGCGCGGCUGCGAGUCAACUUUUCCAGGGCGCCUGCCCUCUGGACCGCGCAGCGCAUGUACGGCCGAGGGGCGCCGGGGGCCACGGGGGCGGGCGGCCUGUUUGGCUCUGGGCGUCGGGGGCUCUGGGCGGCUUCCGGGUUCUGCUCUUCCCACCUGCACUGGCCUCAGGGGCCCUCCACACAGAGGUAGGCUCGGAACGGACGGAAGACCUAAAUGAGACAGGGAUCCGUCAACACCCAGAGGGGACGCAGGCAGCAGCCUCGGUGGCUUCGGCCGCAGCUGCCCUGGGUCGCCGCGUCUCCGACGGCAAGGGACGCGGAGGCACACGUGAGCGAUGGGGCCUGACCGGGAUCACAAGCGUCCUCACAGCCGAGGAGCCAGUCAACAGAACCAAGACGACCUGCGGGGUGGGCGGGGAUGCUUGCGAGCGUCUCCCCCGCCAAGGGCUGGUGUCCGAGAUCCACGAGGAACUUCCCAAACUCAACACCCGAGAGACGAACAAUCCCUCAAGAGAUGGGCGGAAGACCUGGCGCGUGGGGGCCGCCGCUGCCUGUCCCCCUGCCCUGGGCAACGACAAGCUCUCGGCCGGGGCGGUUCACGGCCACCUGUGCGGGCAGCCGAUGAGCACCAGCACGUGGGACGGUGUUGUCCCCCCAUCCUGGUCGGGAAAGCCCCGGAGGCCGGCCCGCGCUGACCCGCCUCGUCGGGGUAGCCCGGUUCUCACCCGCGUCCCCCGGGGGGUGCCCGACAGCCCCCAGUUCCUGCGGGGACGGCCCCGUGCAUGCGGAGGCCGGGCCACCCGGUGGGGCCGUCCGGGUCACACGGGCCUGAAGGCAAAUUUGCUGAGGCUGCGAGAGAAUGCGCCGCGUCUGCUGCCUCCACCGCGGGGUGCGGAGCAACCUCAGCAAGCACAAAACGAGCUUCGAGGGCAGAGCAAAGCCCUGUGGGUGGACGCCAGCCGUCCGGACUCCGCGGGCGGGCACUCGGGUGCUGGCGGGCACGGAGGCGAGGACCUGGGCCCCGUCCAGCGCCGCCCGUUCCUGUCCGCAGCCUCCUGUCACAACCAAGGAAUCCGCACGUCCCUGAGCGCAGUCCUGAGAUCCACGACGGGCUCGUCGGACGCGCGCUGGGCCUCCUGCUCCUGCCCGGCAGGGGGGCACCGCGGCCCACGUGGGCAGGAGGGUGCCUCAGCUUUGCGGAUCUCUCCGAGCAGUGGUGUCUGUCGGGACGUAGGGCUUCAGGUUCCCGAUCCCCCCGCCCCCCAGAGCUUCUCUCUUGUCAACCAGAACCCACGGGAACCAGCUUGGGAGAGCAGGAGCUCACCACAGGGGAGCGAGGAGGCUACCAUAAGGGAGCAAGCCUUCCUGGGGGAGCUCGAGGCAGGAGCCAAGGCCCUGGGGCAGGACCCUCUGCUCUCCUGGGCAGACUUCCACGUCCAGGGCCUGUUCCCCACGGGGGUGACGGGCACUGCUCCCUCGCCCCUCCCGGCGGUGCCCUGCGCUCACCUCCCGCCCCCAAAGCUGGUGUGGGCGGCCGUGAGCCAGGAGGAGUGCGGUGAGGUCCCCGCGGGCGCCGUGAGGACACGCGGAGUGAGCAACCAGGAAGGGGCCCUCCAGCCCUGCUGCCCCCCGCCUCCGGAGGCCCAGCCACGCACCCCACUGCUGGCUCCUUAG